AUGGCUCCUGUUGCUAUUGACCCUCGCAUUGUAGAUGUUGCACCGCCCAAGAAGGACACUCUUGGUCUUCCUGGGCCUGCGCGAGCUCGCCUGGAAAAAGCAGGAAUUGACCUGAGCGAGGGUUAUCCUUAUAGACCGUCGCGCCCUCUUUACCUUGACGAUGUCUACAAGAUCAGAAAUCAGGAUCGCGACCAUGUAGAUCCAGGCACCCGCGCCGACCCCGAAAAGAAAGCGCUUCUGUCUGAAGCAAAAGAAGUGAUACACCUUACCCGACAUAUUGGCACAGAAAUUGUUGGUCUUCAGCUCAAAGACUUGACAGAUCAGCAGAAGGACGAGCUUGGUCUGCUCAUCGCAGAGCGAAGCGUGGUCUUCUUCCGCAAUCAGGAUAUUUCUCCACAGCAACAGAAAGCCCUUGGAGAGUACUUUGGCGAGGUCGAAGUCCACCCACAAGUGCCUCAGGUUCCCGGCGUUCCCGGAGUGAGUGUGAUUUGGCCUGCACUCCAAGCAACAGAGAAUCCAGCAAGCUUCCGUCGACCAGGAGGGGCGUCUCGGUGGCAUACCGAUCUCGUUCACGAGAAGCAGCCUGCUGGAGUGACACAUCUCCAUAAUGAUACUGUCCCGACAGUCGGAGGAGACACUCUUUGGGCGAGCGGAUACGCUGCAUAUGAGAAGCUCUCGCCAUCUUUCCGCAAGUUCAUUGAUGGGAAGACCGCCAUCUACCGCUCUGCGCAUCCCUAUCUCGAUCGUGGGAAUCCCGAAGCCGGGCCACAAUAUGUUGAACGCGAACAUCCCAUUGUACGUGUCCACCCAGCUACGGGGUGGAAGGCACUCUGGGUGAACCGAGCUAUGACAAGUCGGAUUGUCGGUCUGGAUAAGGCAGAGAGUGAUCUGAUUUUGGGAUACCUGUAUGAUGUGUAUGAGAAGAAUCCUGACAUCCAAGUGCGAUUCAAAUGGAGCCCGCGAACUAGUGUACUGUGGGAUAACAGAAUUACCAUUCAUAACGCAAGCUGGGAUUAUGAGGGCUCGCAGCCUAGGCAUGGAACUCGGGUGACCUCUUUAGCAGAGAAGCCCGUCUUCGAUGCAAAUGCGCCCACUCGACGAGAAGCCUUGGGACUGUUGGGACCUGAGGAAAUCGAGGAGCUCCAGAAGUUUGGCCAGCUACAGAUCAAGUGA
Messenger RNA from Penicillium daleae, 1173 nucleotides. RefSeq names its product TauD/TfdA dioxygenase family protein. Gene Ontology annotation, molecular function: 2-oxoglutarate-dependent dioxygenase activity. The record is from RefSeq and is a predicted model, not a curated record. The coding region runs from base 1 to 1173 and encodes 390 amino acids. Lineage: Eukaryota; Fungi; Ascomycota; Eurotiomycetes; Eurotiales; Aspergillaceae. Gene Ontology annotation, cellular component: cytoplasm. The transcript has 3 exons.